GUACUUCUUUUUCGGCGAUCCCAGGACAGAUUUCACGAGCUCUCACGUGACUGCUUUGGUUGACAACCAAAUUCCCAUGUCAACUGCCAUUCUUUCUUCCCAUUUUCUUCCGCAAACCUGCCUCAGCUCGCUUCUCAUUUUCUUCUUCCGCAAACCUGCUGCUUGCUUGUCAUCAUCCCUGGGUAGCCCAAGAGACUCCGUUUGUUUGCUUGUUGGGAGUCGCGAUAUCCAUCCAUCUACAAGCUAAUAAGAGCUAUUAUCCAUUGUGUUGCCGAUCUGUUCAUUACCUGAACUUUCUUUUUUGACUUUCAAGAAAGAGAGAAGAUUGUUUGAAAACCCAAGUUUAACUGUGACGAUGAAUGCCCGAGGAAUCGCUCAAGAAGUGGUGAGCUGGUAUUUCCAGCAUCAAGAUCCCCACAACCCUCACGCUUCCAAUGUGGACAAGUACCUGCGAAGACCAGUGCUCUCCUUGACCAGGGGUGUCUUGCUUGGCCUCGAUAACGCCGAGGUGCCUUGUUCUACCGGUAGCAUCAGUGCAAGCCAAGAAGAAAAGAAAUGUAUGGAUGGCAGCAACAGCAACAACAACAACAAGCUGCUAGACCAGUCUUCCUGGCACCUCUCCAUGGAUCACAAGGAAAGUCGAGAUGUCUACGAUUCCCUGGCAAGAAGGGACAAGGCUCGCAUGGAAGCCUUCUUGAAAAGCGUGGAAAUCUCUGUCCCUUCCGACGUGGAACGAUCAUCUUCCCACGCUCCAACGAGAGCAACUUCUCCCAGUUCCUCCGUAUCAUCCGCUUCUUCCAAUCACAACAACAAUGAGGAACAACCACAACAACAACCACCUAAAGAAAUUUCAUCUCCUGUACUGACAUCCCUCAAUCAUCACGGCCAGGCACUGCUACGAUCCGUAUCCAGCGGCGUCGAUUCCAACAGUCUUCGCAAAAAGCCGCAACCUCAAAUUCGAGAACAUGGUCUCCUCAUUCGACUCGAGUUGUACAUUCGCACUCUCUAUCGCGUCCGAUCGUUGGAACGGGAAUGUGUCUUGUCGGUCGAACCCGAUCGAGCCAUUCGAGCUCGCGCGGGAAUGAUUGUAUCCUCCUUUGUCUCCACCAUUGGAUGCGUGCAAUCCCUCAGUCCAGUCCUCACCACACUACUAGUGACGCUCACCAAAGAAUUGCUGGCGGUCGAGUUUGUAGGAGAAGACUUGCAUCGUGUCAUUCGACGCAUUGUCAACGAGUACGAACACUCGACUUCCUUUGCCUCCUUGGCCUUUUUGUCUUCGCCCGAAGCAUCCGCCGAAACGCGCCUCACUCCCAUGGUCACCAACUACAUUCGGUAUCUGCAAUCCGAGUGGAAAGUCCACGAGGCAGGAUGUGAAUUGGAACGCAUGUUGGCGUCCAGCUUGGAUGGAAACAUGAGACGCUAUCUCAAGACGGUCGAAUUCCUCUCCAUUGGACACUUACUAGAAGUCUGUCAGGGAUUUCGAAACGAUUUGCAGAAUAUCGAAUUGGCACCCUCGCAUGCCAAUGACUCGCUCUGUAACAAUCCAGAUGCCGUACGUCAAGCCAUUAUGGAUCUGCAGCGAGAAAUCAUCACCAUUAAUGGACAUGUCUUGCCACCCGUCACGAGUCGCAAAGAUUUAAUUAGUCUCUUGUCGCAGUCACUCAAUUCGAGGACCUUGACGGCAACACCACCCAGCAAUACUCAUACCAAGAAACAGACUUCCAAGGCAAUCGAUUACGAAGAGGAAGAGGAGGAAGCAGAACCCUCCGAAGAUGCUGGAUGCUUCGAGGAUCGUCCUUCCUUUAUCUCGAUUGAACCCGACAAUAACAACAACAAGUUCAAGAAUCGUCGAGCAUCCUUUCAUUUGUCCACGGUCGAUCUGCUCACGAGACGACUCUUGAUUGCCGCCUCUCGGACGGGCACUGGUGGCGAUGCUUACUUUAUUGUUCGCGACCUUUUUGGAGACGAGGACGUCGAAGUCGUUCCUGCUAAAGUGCUACCUCAUCAUGUCCGUGCCUCUAGGGUCGGAUCGAUUGAAAUACAGGUCAGACUCGGCAGUGUCACCAUCAAAUGCCACGGCAGCUUUGACAUUUAUCCCAAAGCAUUGGUGGGAUGCUGUGAACCGCUUAUCCAACUGCACACAACCUCCUCCGAAACAAUCUACUUGCAGGAACUACGAUCCUGCGAUAGCUCCUCAGAAGGAGGAUGCUUGGAAGACGACGGAAGUCGCAGCUCUGAUGGAAUGGAGAAACUCGUGUUGCAGGAAAAGAAGACUCACAAAACGGGACACCGGUUUCUCUCGAUUCGCCCCGCGCUCUACGAGAGGGUCGAGGUUUGGCAGACAUUGAGCUAGGAAGCAAUCACACGAAAGCAAUCAACGUUUACGUGGAUUGAAAGGAGUUUGACAUACCAGGUACACAGUUUUGGAUGACAUGAGGGAAUAGAGCCGAAGCCAGCUUGCUACAAGAUAGAUAGCGACGACAACCUUUGAUUUUGUGUAAUUUUGACUACAUAGUGAGUGCAUGUCUUUUUGACAAUACAGUAGUUCUGGUGCACG
This is a messenger RNA of Seminavis robusta, 2557 nucleotides long. Lineage: Eukaryota; Bacillariophyta; Bacillariophyceae; Naviculales; Naviculaceae. The record is from the annotation of a GenBank genome assembly.